ACUUUAUCAUAAUUAUUUACUUAUUGAUUUUCUGAUUCCAUAUUUAAGACAAGAAUUAGAAAUUUUAAGCUACUAUACACAGUAUACAUGAUUUGGCUAUAGCUAAUUGAAUGCAUCAAAGAAUUGCUUUUUACUUUCGCCAUGUCUGACGAAAAGCAGUCCCCCAAAUCUCCCUUUUUCGAUGAAAACUUGAACACACAGCAAGAUGAGGAAAGCACUUAUUCAAUGGAUGUAGAAAAUGCCAACCUGCAUACUUUUGAUGUUUUGAGUUCCAAUAAUCCUACUUGCGAUAUAGCGCUUAGUCAACUUGCUUUACAAUUAAUAGAGAAUCCGACUUCCACACCAAAGAGUGAGGGUGAUCAAAUAGCAGCUUUGGAAAGCACUUCGGAUCAAAUGGCACAGUUGAAAAAAGCUGCGGAAGGCGUGUUGGUUCCAGAAAUUGAUCCAAAGGGUGAUUCAGAAAUUGCCGCGAAUCCGAAGGGUGAUUCAGAAAUUGCCGCGAAUCCGAAGGGUGAUUCAGAAAUUGAUAUGGAUCAAAUUGCAGCUUCCGAAAGCGAAAAUCUGAGUGUGGCUUCAGGCAGUCUAUCCCAGGUAUCUUUAUGGGAUGAGGCUUCUCUCGCACUACCUGAACCUCCAAGAAUCGACAUCAUAAAUGGUUUAGUCAGGGAGCAUUUUCCAGCCUUGUUUGCAGAAGGAAAUCGGCUGAGAGAUAUAUUUGGUAUAACAAAUGUUCCAGAUAAUAUUCUGAUUGAAUUGCAGCAUAAGUGUCUCUUUAUUCUAUAUCAAAAUAGAGUUCAUCGUGAAGGUGAUAAUGUGGAUAUUCUUCUAUCUGGGGCUUUAAUAAUGGAACUGAAGCACUUGUAUGCCUUAGGAUUGAUUAGAGACUUGGUUAUGGAAGGAGACAUCACUGAUUUUGCCACGUUAUAUCCGGCAGCAGGACAAGAAGAUAAAAUGGUGUGUGCUGCUUUGAUUUUGGGAUUUACUCUACUGGCCUUCGCAGAUUAUACACAGACUGGUAGAGAAAGACGCUUAAAGGAGCUGAUUGAAAAAUGUCGUGCAACUGGCGUGCCGCUACCCCAUGAACAUCAAGCUCAGCCUGAUCAUCCCUUGACAAAUUGGCUUCAGUGUGUUUCGGCUUCACUUCAUGAGCUCAAGCUAUAUGUGCAAGCAUUGAAGGACGCUAUAAACUGCUUUUCUACAAAUAAUAUUGAAAGCAUAGUCAACGGACUUAAUUACUUAAUUCGUCAGGAUCAGGUACAUGACCAGCAUCACCACCAUGAGCCUAGUUGCCACCACCAUGAGCCUAGUGACCACCACGAGCCUAGUGACCACCACGAGCCUAGUGACCACCACAACGAGCCUAGUGACCACAACCAAGAGCCUAGUGACCACCAUGAUAUUGUUCAUUCUCAGGAUAUUGUUCAUAUAUAUGAUUACAAUAUUGAUUAUAUUUAUGAUUGUGAUACUGAUCAUAUCUAUGACUAUGAUUUUGAUUAUCCUUAUGACUAUGAUAUUGAUCAUGGUCAUGAGGAUGAUCAAUAUCAUGGUCUUCCUCUUGACUAUGAUAUUGAUCAUGGUCAUGAGGUUGAUCAAUAUCAUGGUCAUGAGGAUGAUCAAUAUCAUGGUCAUGAGGAUGUUCAAUAUCAUGGUCAUUCUCCGGAUCAUUCCCAUGGUCAUCAUGAUGAUCAUGAAUGAUAAAAGGUUUUCCAACUUUUCAGAAGUUUCUGCAUUUUUUGUUAGAAAAAAAUUUCUUUUAAUAUGAACUUUAUUAUCUAGAGCUUAAUUUAAGUUUUUAUCUGCAUAGAUGUCUUUUGAUAUAAGAUUAAAUUAAUAAGAAUACAAAACGAAAUCAAUAGAUGGAAAUAGCAUUUUAUCUUUCUUACGAAAACGUAAGGUGAAAGUAUGAAAAUAAUGUAUGGAUACUGCUGAUUUUAAAUGUAC
This is a messenger RNA of Parasteatoda tepidariorum (common house spider), 1941 nucleotides long. Lineage: Eukaryota; Metazoa; Arthropoda; Arachnida; Araneae; Theridiidae. The record is from RefSeq and is a predicted model, not a curated record.